This is a messenger RNA of Syzygium oleosum, 1326 nucleotides long. RefSeq names its product protein NETWORKED 3C. Gene Ontology annotation, molecular function: actin binding. Lineage: Eukaryota; Viridiplantae; Streptophyta; Magnoliopsida; Myrtales; Myrtaceae. Gene Ontology annotation, cellular component: vacuolar membrane. Bases 212 to 1108 code for a protein of 298 amino acids. The transcript is spliced from 3 exons. The record is from RefSeq and is a predicted model, not a curated record.
GAUGGAGAGAGAGACAAAAACACGGUCGCAAACUUCGAGGAACUCAAAUUUUAGCCGUAAGUCCAAAGUCACAUCACAUAUGUAGGAGAGAGGCUGAGCUCCGUGUCAACGGACAAGCCAACACCGAACCAGACAGACGCUCCCACCGUCGUCUGCGUGUUACCGAAGGCAACUCCAUACCUGAAGGUAAGGUACAGAAAAGGGAGAGAAAAUGGUGGGGAUGGUGAUGACGAUGAAGAAGCAACCCUCACAUUCGCAGUGGUGGUGGCUGGACGGCCGCCACAACACCACCAAGCGUUCACCGUGGCUUCAGUCCACGCUAUCAGAGCUAGAUGACAAGACGGAAACAAUGCUGAAGCUGAUUGAGGGAGACGCGGACUCUUUCGCACAGCGAGCGGAGAUGUACUACAAGAAGAGGCCCGAGCUGAUGAGCAUGGUGGAAGAUUUCUACCGCGCGCACCGCCUUUUGGCUGAGCGGUACGACCAGCUCAAGUCUGAGGCGGGGACUCGCCUCCUGACAACUGUUGGGUCACCAUUUUCCUGUAACAAGUAUCGCCAUGAGAAGUCGAUGUCGGCGAUGGACCAAAACUACGACAGCUACUCCGAGUCCUUUGAGCACGGGGAGACCACCGAAUCCGAAGUCGAGGAUCUUGAGGAGGAGGAAGAAGUAACCGGACACAGGCGCCAGGAAACUGAAAGCACGGGAGACAGGAUCGAACAUAAGCCCUGCCAGAAGAAUGAAACCGUGGUUUCUCACGAAAAGGAUGACGCCCAGGUGCACGAAGAGGCGAAAGAAGAGGCAGGAUCGUGCUGGUUCAGCGAGGACGAAGUGAAGAAGCUGAAGGAAGAAAUAGAGAGGCUCAAGGAAGAGAACAGUAUGCAGAAGGAGAAGCUGGUGCAGAAGGAUGAAGAGAAGAGGGAGGUGAUAAGGCAGCUGAGUCUGACUGUGGGAGUGUUGAAGGAUGAGAAUGUGAGGCUUAAGAAGCACAUUGUUGCCAGAGAAGCCAAGAAGUUUAAUCUCUUUGAGUUUGACAAAUUUAAGGGUGGAUUUCUGGCGAAGCUGUUCAAUGGGUCUUCAAAGUCCCCACCCACAGUUGUGGCUCUGUAGAUGGGCUUGACUUGUAACAUUAUUUAGUGUACUAAGCAGUAGAGGACCAUGUGCUCUAAAAUCAAGACUUAAAAAGCAUAGUUAGGGCCAUAGUUAAGAAGUCGGUUUCUUUUCUCAAUCAUCAGGUUUACUUUGAUAGGAUCAGGUUGUAAUAUCAAUGUAUUCUUUUACAGCUAUAGCUUAAAUGAUAUGGGACAUGAUUAGGCCAGCUUAUUAAA